UCAAUUUGAAUUGGUGGGGCAAUAGUGUUAGUAUGGCGGAUGUGGAUUAUGUGAGCUAUAACCAAAAUGUGAGUUUGCUGGCUAUCCCGGCAAGUGGAUAUUUUGGACUUGCACUGGAAGACUUUCCAAUGAAAUUUUAGUUUGACAUUUCGUGGAAAGUCUGGGAAAUGGGACGGGAAGGGGGGUUGAAACGCCAGGUUAGGAAGCCUUUCUCAGGCGGACAAAUUAUUUGCAUUUACUCCGGUGUUUCUGUUUUAAUUAUGAAGUUACGAAGUCAAGUCAUCAACAGCAUUAGUUCAUACUUUGGUUGGAGAAAAGGAGGGGACCUCGCUUAUUCACAGCCGACACUUCAAAACUUCAACCACUCCCUACGGAGGACGCGGCCAAAAGUCUUGCAACUGGCAGGGGUGGGCGCCAAGCCUAAGGACGCUGGUAUAGCAACGGUGCUUAGGGCCUCAGUAGCCUUAAGGAACAUCGCUGUUAGUAAUGUUUACAGGGCUUGAGUGCUAUUGUUCAAGCAUGACAAGCCUGUAAGACCCUGUAAUUAUAGCGGCCCCUGGUUGCUGUGCAACGCCCUUGCCAUUUAAGCGAGUGUGGCGUCAAACCCUAGCAGUUGCAAGACUUUUG
Messenger RNA from Hyaloscypha bicolor E, 627 nucleotides. RefSeq lists its product as uncharacterized. The record is from RefSeq and is a predicted model, not a curated record. The transcript has a single exon. Lineage: Eukaryota; Fungi; Ascomycota; Leotiomycetes; Helotiales; Hyaloscyphaceae. The coding region runs from base 168 to 503 and encodes 111 amino acids.